AUGAAGGAAGCAGAAAUAGCGUACGAAGAGAAGAUUUUGGGCCUGGAGAGCGAACAAUCCGGCCAAAUGGUGCUACCGACAACUGAACAAGUUUGCGAAAUUUCAUUGAAUACGUUCCGACAAGAAAAAAAAAAUGAAGGUAAAAGAAUGGCACUCUCUAGCUAUCGACUUUUGGACUCGAUUGGCUCAAGCACGCACUAUCGAUGCCGCUUUCCAUGAUGAACUUUGCCGUCACUUCAAUUUCGUAAAAGAGCGUUUCGACUUUUAUCUGAUUCACGCGAAUGACGACCCCGAGAGGGUUGGUUUUUAAACAUUUUCUCCUAUUUUUGAAGCAAGAUGAGCAGAUUGUCAAUAAUGAAGCGUUGGGUUACGCAACGCGGCUUUUCUGCUUUUCUGACAGUUUUUCAUUUAAUUAUAUUUUUAUGGAAGAAAUUCAGUAGAACUUUUUAGAAGUACAUAUGGAAAAAAAUUCAUUUUUUUAAACUUUUUAUCGGGGUUACGCUUGCCAGUCUGCAGAUCUAACUUUCCAAUUCGGAAAAAUUGACUAUACCCUAUUCAUAUCAGAAACUUCCGAAUAAUUUUUUUCAUUAUUUUUUUCAGAAACACACCCAUUAUAUCGUCCAGUCGAUUCUAACUAUAUUGAAAGAAAACGAGACGACAUUGUGUCGAAUAACUAAAGAUCCCAAACAACGGUGGAAAAACUUCAAAAGAUACCACGCAAGAUGGGAGCGUAAAAUUGGCCUGAAUUUUCCAACCAGAGAAGUCAUUAGGGCUGCUUUUCAAGCGGUGAUAGCCAAUCUCGAGGAGCGGCUGCACAUGGUUGAAUCCGCCAAAAUGGAAUCGAAUGAGCUCAGCAGAGCUCUCGAGAACUUUUUGGAGGAGAGAAAGUGGCAUCCUUUUGAACCUGAGGUAUGGCACAUCGAGAAAAUUUAUUCAAACUUGUUGAAAAUUUUUACGGUUUGACUCGAAAAAUCAAGAAACUGUUCCAAAAAGUUUUUUUCAUAGCGUUUAAAUUUUUUUGCAAAAAGUCGUGUCGUAAGAAACAACAAGAAAUAGUAAAAUUAUAAUCUUAAUACAUUUUUUUAAUUUCAGACGUUUGACGAAGGGCUUGAGGAGGAAGAUCAAUCUUCUCAGAUUGUCAAACUUUUGACAUCGUACGGUCAAGAAUCUCAGGCGAUCCAUACGGACGAACCAAUUCAAAAACGAACAAAGGUGCAAAAAACAGCUGAUGAUAUUUCAUAAAUUUGAAUUCGCAGUCAUCCCGAUAUAAACAGAAUUUAUUUUAGCUCGAGACAAACUUCAAAACAUUAUUUUUGGAAGAUCGCGUCGAGAAUGACUCGAAAACAGAAGUUCGUUGAUUUUUGUUAAAAGAAAGAAAACUAUUUUGAAGAGCUUUACUCCCUGCACCGACGGUUCACCAGAAGCUGCAGACUAUGAUGAUCUCCCAGAAUGUGUUGAUGAACUAAUUGCACCUACGAGUGAAACAGUAAGUUUUUUUAAUUUUUUGGCUGACGAAAACAAUUUUCUUUUUGCUAUUCAUCAGUAGCAUGGAUUUCUUUUGAAAACCACAGUUAUUUCAGAUUAACAAAAUACCUUGGGAGCCUCAUACCGUGGAAGUGCAAGAUCGUAUCGAGAAGAAAUCUGCCGGAGAAGUUUGUAGAUUUUUGAAAAAAAGUGUAAAUUAGUUUUUAAGGUUUUGAUUCUUUCCACGGAAGACUCAGAGGAAACUGCUGAUUACGAAGAUCACACCGAGUCAGCAGUUAAUGAUUUCCAAGUACAACACUUGGAGGUUUUUGAAACCUGGAAAGAAGUUUUUUUUUUCAAUAUUAAAAUUCAGAAACAAAACGAAGCACAUCAGACCACAGUUGCAUCUUCCAUUGAAACAGUAAGUUUUUUAACCUUUUGGCUAGAGAAAUCAAUGUCACUUUUGCUAUUAAUCCGUAGCAUGGAUUAACUUUAAGAACAUCAAGAAUUAUUUAAGAUUGACAAAGAAACUCGGGAGCCUCAUACCAUGGAAGUUGAAGAUCGCAUCGAGGGAAAAUCUACCGGAGAAGUAUGUACAUUUUUUAAAAAGUGCAAAUCAAUUUUUAAGGUCUUGAUCCUUUCCACGGAUGAUCCUAGAGAGGCUGCCAAUUUCGAAGAUCUCACGAAGUCAGUUGAUGAUUUCCAAGUAGAAAAUUUUGAGGUUUUGAAGUUCUGGGAAGAGUUCUUUUUUUCAAAUAUAAAAUUUCAGAAACAGAACGAAGUACAUCAGGCAGCGAUUGAACCUUUGAGCGGAGCAGUAAGUUUUUUAACCUUUUGGCUAGCGUGGAAGAUGUUACUUUUGCUAUUGAUCCGUGACAUGGAUUAUCUUUGAGAAGAAAUUGAGAAUUAUUUAAGGUGGACAAAAUACCUCGGGAGCCUCAUACAAUGGAAGUGCAAGAUCUCGACGAGGUGAAAUAUCCCGGAGAAGUAUGUCAAUUCACGAAAAAAAGUGCAACUUAAUUUUUAGGGUUUGAUUCUUUCCACGGAAAACUCAAAGGAAAUUGCUAAUCACGAAGAUCACAUGGAGUCAGCGGUUGAUGAUUUCCAAGUACACACUUUUGAGGUUUUGAAUUUCUGGUAAGAAGUUUUUAUUCAAUUUUUAAAUUCAGGAACAAAAUGAAGUUCAUCAGGCAGCAAUUGAACCUUUGAGCGGAGCAGUGAGUUUUUAUGUGGUUUUUUUUCUCAGAUAGUAAACGCAAAGUUUGUAUACUACUGAUCAGUAGCAUGGAUCAGUUUUGAACAAUUUACGGCUAAUUAAGAUUGGAAAAGUGCCUUGGGAUCCUCAUACCGUGGAAGAGCAAGACUGCGUCGAGGAGAAGUAUAACGGAGAAGUUUGUCGACUUCCGAAAAGAAAAAAAAUUUAAACUUAACUUCAAGGUUUUGACUUCCUCCACUGAUGAUUUAAUGGAGACUAACGAAAUUCAUCCAACUGCGGUAUUGAAAUCCGAGAAAAAUAUGAUUAUAUCAAAAUUCAGGAAGUGGAUGCCCUCACCGAGGUCUUCGAUCCAAGGAUUGAAGAUAAUGACUAA
Messenger RNA from Caenorhabditis auriculariae, 3053 nucleotides. Lineage: Eukaryota; Metazoa; Nematoda; Chromadorea; Rhabditida; Rhabditidae. The record is from the annotation of a GenBank genome assembly.